Molecule: messenger RNA, 5649 nt
Organism: Silurus meridionalis
Lineage: Eukaryota; Metazoa; Chordata; Actinopteri; Siluriformes; Siluridae
Gene: mboat2a
Product: membrane bound O-acyltransferase domain containing 2a
Exons: 13
Coding region: 201-1712 (503 amino acids)
Biological process (GO): lipid modification
Cellular component (GO): membrane
Molecular function (GO): acyltransferase activity
Source: RefSeq, a predicted model, not a curated record
GGGAGCUGUUGCGCCUCGGACAAGUUCCCGAGAGGAGAGCAGUGAGGCAGACAGCGCGCAGAGGAGAAGAGGAGGAGAGGAGGAGAGAAGAGAGAAAAAGAAAGAGAAAGAGACGGAGAGGCGACUGGAUAAGGGGGAUUUAAAGGACAUUUUUUCCCGAAACGGAUUCGGUGUAAAAGUAAAGGAUUUAUCAGACAGUCAUGGCAACUGAGACGACGUCUUGUACAGGCUCCACUCUGCUGCAGCCUCUCAGCGACAUGAUUGACCUUCCUCUGGAUCAGGUAAAUUUUGUGGCCUGCCAGAUCUUUGCCCUGCUCACAGCCUGCUGGUUUCGUCUUUAUCUGCACCCCAGCAAGACCAGUCCCUUUAUCCGGCAUGUCGUGGCUACACUGCUGGGGUUCUACCUGGCCCUCUUCUGCUUUGGCUGGUAUGCUUUUCACUUUCUGCUUCAGAGUGGACUUACAUAUGGUAUCAUGAUCUUCACUGGGGUGGAGCACAUGCACAGAUAUUGUUUUGUGGUCGCUCUGGGCUACCUUACCCUCUGCCAGAUCACCCGUGUCUAUGUUUUCGACUACGGCAUGUACUCGGCAGACUUCACUGGGCCCUUGAUGGUAAUCACACAGAAGAUCACCAGUCUAGCAUUUGAGAUCCAUGAUGGUCUAACAAAAAAAGAAGAGCACUUGAAGCCUACUCAAAAGUAUUUCGCUAUCAGGAAAAUGCCAAGUCUUCUAGAAUAUUUGAGUUACAACUGUAACUUCCUGGGAAUCCUGGCAGGUCCCACCUGCUCCUACAACGAAUACACAGCCUUUAUCGAAGGCACGGGCUACCAGCACAAUCAUGUGGUGUCAAAUGGCAAGGAGAAUGGCAAAUUCAAGCAGAGCGACCCCUCACCAAAGAGAGAUGUACUUGUGAAGCUGGGCACCUGCGCUAUCUGCUUGCUGGUCUAUCUCACCUUCUAUCGCAUAUGUCCUGUGGAGCGUGUGAUUGACGACCCAUCCAUCACCUCCCAGCCCUUCUACAUGCGAAUCCUCUACCUCUACCUGUCCAUGCUUAGUCUGCGGCCCAAGUAUUAUUUUGUAUGGACACUGGCUGACGCGAUAAACAAUGCCGCUGGUUUUGGCUUUAAUGGUUAUCACAAAGACGGCACUCCAAGAUGGGACCUGAUAUCAAACUUGAGAAUACUGGACAUAGAGCUUGCAACGAGCUUUAAGACAUUUCUCGACAACUGGAACAUUCAGACAGCGCUUUGGCUAAAAAGGGUGUGUUAUGAGCGCUGUCCGUACCACCCAACAGCAGCCACCUUCCUGCUCUCCGCCAUAUGGCAUGGAGUGUACCCAGGAUACUACCUCACCUUCCUCACGGGCACGAGCAUGACACUGGCAGCCCGGGCAGUAAGACAUAACUUAAGGCAACACUUCCUGGGUUCAUCGACACACAAGUUGAUCUACGAUGUAAUCACGUGGGCUAGCACGCAGAUCGCUAUAUGCUACACAGUGGUACCAUUCGUUGUGUUGGCAGUGGGACCUUCACUGAAGUUCUACUGGUCAUGGUACUGCUGUCUGCAUGUGAUUUGUGUGCUACUGGUCUUAGCCCUUCCUGUGAAGCGCAGAUCAUCACAUGAGAAGCAACAGGAAAAGCAGAAGCAGCCAGCGGAGGGCAGCGAUUUCCCCAGCACAGACAGCAACUGCAACCAAAAGCAGAAACUGUCCUGAAAGACAAGUGCGUCACUCCACCUCUGACACGCCGAGCUGUGGAGAACUCACAACGAGACCGAUGAGCCGGAUCGUCUUUUUUUUUCUCUCUUUUCAACCUAGCCCAAAAAGGGAUGUGACUUAAGGGUAGACAGAUGAGUGUGGUGAGUCUCAGUGAAGCAGCACUGAGGCUAAUCAUGAUUGAGUUUACAAUGGGGGGGGGAUUCUUUUAGCGUGUCUUGACCAGUUUGAUUGCAAUGAUUUGCUAACAAGAGGAAUCAAUUGGGGAUUAAUGGAGCUUAACAAAUACAAGUUGCCUUAAAAACCCUCUAUUUACUAACCAGUCCUCAGCAGACUGGUAUGGAGAUCAUUUGAGAACGGAACAUUUGAGGCAAGCUCUUGCAGUACUUAGAGGGUUUUUUUUUAAACCAUCUUCUAUUCAACAAUUUUUUUGUGCGUGGGGGGGUUUUGAUAAAAGACUUUCUUCAAUGCCAAUCUCAUAGGCCUUCCUGUUUUAGGCAGUUGUCUCUUCUUUACAGGAUCGUUUUGUUGUUCUUGUUGUUGUUGAUCAGUUUUAAUACAUAUCUGCUGCUGUCUUGGGGAGAACUUAGUUUUGAAAUGUGUGGAUUACUUCUUUAUAUCUUUUUAGCCGUUUGGUUCGAAGGCUUUCUAUUUGCAUUUUGCUCUUCAGGGCUCGGAGAAUUCCGUUCAGAAGCUUUUAGUGUCUCUGCCAUUACAGUCAUUAACAUUAACAUUCACAGGAAACACAUCGUGAGCAUGGAUUGUGGUAUAUUUACUAGGACCGUAGAUCUUUUUACAGUUCAAGAUUUAUCAUAUCUUAAUUUGUAUUAGUUUUUCUUCCUCAUGCUGCACAUGAAAAGGAAGAAGCAGCGCAUUGUAUCCUUGUUUAUUAGUAUGGCAUACGUUAGGUUAAAGGUUGAUCUGGAACGACAUUGAGGUGCAAAACAUAUUUGCCACUCUGAGCCUUUGGGACACCUUCAACAAGUGUUAAACAGCCUUACAGUCACAGUCAUUUUAAGAUGUGGUACAGUGGAAAAGACCACCUUCUGAGUAGUAGAAGUGUUAGGUGCUGGUGCAGUUUGGAAUUCGAAGCAUUCGCAAUGAUUAAGAAACAACAGUUAAAAAAAAAAGAUGUCAGAAUGCAAGAAAAGGAUGAAUAAAGCACGUAUAGAUACACAUUUGAUUGUAUUAAAAAAAAGACCACAAACAAACCGGUGUGAUGAGUACAGGAGCACAUUUCUGAAACAUAACACAAGAAACACAAGAAAUGAACACAUUUUCAACAGCAUCUCGUUAUUCUGAGAAAUGCAACGAAUUUUUACGAAUGCAAGAAGACAUCUCGGUAUUAUUAGAAAAAGGAUCUUGUGCAUUUAACAAAUCCUUAUUCUGAGAAAAGCUUCGUUACAACAAGAAAUCAAGUCUAUUUUUAAGGAAACCAACAAAACAGUUCUUAUGAAAAAAUAUUUUAGAAUUACAAAAAGAACAUCAACCUCUUGAAAUGAGAAAAGCACCUGAUUAUUCUGAGGAAAUCUAUUGUGCUCUUAUGAGAGAAAUAUUUUAGAAGCACCAGCCAAAUGAUCUUUUCUAGUACAAUGAUCUUUCUCGUAUAAUUCAAUCUUUUCUUGUAAUAAUUCAGUGUUUUUUCUCAUGCUAUGAGUUUUUAUAUAAGAAAGUUUUCUCAUAAUAAAAUGAUUUCCUUUUAUCCUGAGAAAAUAUUCGCUUAAUAUCAAGUGAUUUCUGGUAAUAAGGAGACGCUGCUGAUUAUUUCUUUUCUUUCUUCUGUGUUACAGGAAUGCCCUUCUGUAAGUAAACACUAGGCUAAUAAGUAAAUAAUUGAUUAUGCCAUAUGUAUUGGGUUUUGCAUUAGCUAAUGUAAAGCGUUUUAGUUUACAUGUACCUUUUUACGUUGACUUUUGUCCUAUUUAGGUGAAAAUUCUACCCUGCUGCAUUUAUUGCAUAUAUAAACUCCCUAUGUUUAAAUACCUGGAAGAUGUCAUUAUGUUCGUGUAUAAAGAAGACAGCACACAUGACGAUGCUGUAAAUGAAAGAAAAAACAAACAGGUGCAUUCGAUUUGUAACUAUCUGAAAGGCCAAAGGGAAAGAAACAGUAAAAUAUUGUUUGAGCAUGACAAGUGUCCCAGUCACAUAACCAGCACAUCAGUGCAAAACCACGUCUUGUGUCCAAAGUGCCAAAUCACUGCACAACUGAAACUACAUGCUCACUGUGUUUAUAUGUGGGGCAAGAGGGUGAGAGGUUUUGCACUAAAGAGAGAAUUUUUUUUUAUUUGGUCACUUGAUAGGAAAACUUUUAUUUACCUGUAGGAAAUAUGGAGAGCUUUUGUUCUCUUGGAAUUGUGUGCACUAGGUGAGGAAAACAUAAUGUAGCCCCAAAAGUAUGCCGUUGCUUUUUUUUUUUUUUCUCUCUCUAAACAAAAGUAUUGGGAAAUUUGGCAUUUCCAGCCAUAUGUGGUUCUUCGCCAGUCUGUUACCAAAAAUUUAGAGGGACACAAUUGGAUAGGAUAUCUUUGACGCAUCAGCAAUACAUUUUCCAUUUACUUGAGCUAGGACACCCAAAUCUUUGGGAUGACUUGUAAUGCUGACUACACCCCAGGCCUCCUCACCCUACAUCACUCCCUGACUUUAAUAUUGCCUCAUGGCUGAAUGAGCACAAAUAUUCACGACCAGUAGAACAUCCCAAAAGAUUCGAGGUUAUUUUUACAGCAAAAGGGGACUAAAUGUGGAAAACACAUACAAAUCCUAUAGUCGGUUGUAGUUUUUUUCCCCCCAUAUAAAGUACCAUUACAAUGCUAUACUGUGUAAAGAUUCUUUUUUACACAGACUAUGAUAUUGUCAGUGUCAAAGUCUGAAUGAACACUUGUCUAGAGUAAAUAUUGACCAUGUGUUUGAAUAUGAAUUUGUAUUUGUCGAGCCUAACAGCUGUUUGUCAGACGUUAAGUUAUGUUUAGGUUAUGUCGAGGUCAGCGUUAUUAGUACAUGUUACACAGAGCACAUUUAUUCCUUCUUCUAUUGCAGUUGAGUUAAAGUCAUAUGUUUCACACAGUCAUCUUUCACAAGACUUUCAAUGCGUCACACACGGAAGAAUAGAAGAAUGAGCCGAGAGUUUACUGUAAGUCAGGAUCAGCUUAUUUUUCCUUCUCUAGCUUUAGUUUGCAUUGUUAUAUUAAUGCGGCCAUACGCACCCCCAAAGACACGAGUAUUGCACCGUCACUUAAACUCAUUGAUUCCAUAAUUUGUGUAUUUACUGUUAACUCAUUGUUUUAUCAUUUCCAUGAAUCUUGUAUCAUCAGGUUUUAUCACUUGAGGCCAGAGGUGUACAUCUGAGAUCCAGCUGUAAGUCCAUGUGUAGGUCAAAACAAUGGCUCAAUGUUAAUUGACGUUGCGUUCGUAAAACAUUCCGGGACCUUCCCAUGAAAAGCAGCCAGUAACACAGCCAUAUUUUAACCCAUAUGUUUGAUCUAUGACGGGGGUUGUGUCAUGCAGAUUUUUUUUUUAUCAUGCUACAUGCAUUGACAUUUCUGCAAAACCAAAAUAUAUCUUUUAUUAUUAUUGUGAUCAUUUUAUUCUUUUCAUUAGAUUUGUCAUAAGAUGAAGAAUAAACAUGGUUUGCCUUUAUGGGAUUUGUUUAACCAUUAUUAGUUUUUUUUUUUCGAGGGAAAUUCAAAUGUCAAGAAAUGAUUUUAUUAUUUUUCAUUUUUUAUCUGGCUGACAUAAAUUUGGAGAUUGUUCUUUACACAUUUUCUAAACACUGUGAUUUUUACCUCAUUCAGAUUCUAUAUUUAAAGAAAUACUUGUAUACAUUCUAACAAGUCUCUUUUUUGUUGUUCGUUUUAAGACUCUUCAUCCUGUCUUGUAUGUCUUGUGUGUUUGACGGUGAGCUACUGAUUUAACCAGAUGAUUAAAAAUGUUUAUGAACGUG